AUGGAGGAUGCGGGGCAUUUGUGCCAGUCCCCUGCUGGUCAAAGGCCCGAAGGGGGAUUAUGUCGUGAUUUCUGUCCGUCCACCCACCCCAAAAAGAGACACCUGUUGAAGCUACUCCGCAACGCUGCUGCACACGCCGAAACAGAUGGUGACAUCACAGCUGAGCAGAAACAGCAUUUUACAACUGCAGUCACGGAGCGUGAAAUCGAGCAGGGCGUGUGGAAGGUUGACGGCGAACAGUCUGCGCUGCUCUUCAUCCUAAACCUCCCCGAAGUGAGGGAGGGGCAACGUUUUGCCAAGUACAUGGAUGUGGCUGUUGAUGGCCUGUUGGAUGGCGAGGCCCGGGAGCUCCUCAGCAGCCUGAAGUCACGCUUGAACGCCACCUCGCAGAACAUCCUCAACCUUCACGCCGUGGAGCUCAGCAAGGGCGUCAUCGACCUGAAACGCAGGGAGCACGUUCAGUACCUGGACAGCGUCUGCGAGCAGUUUGUGGCACAGAUGCAAACCAGAAUCACUGCAGCGCUGGAGUCAGCGGCGCAUGGGGCCCGAAAGAACGGCACUGCCACAGUAGAAGGUGCUGUUUCAGAGCAGGCGACGGAGGAGGUCAAGCGCCACAUUGCUCUGAGCGCCAAGCUCAGCGCAGGAAUCCAGGGGAGACAAGGAAUUCUGGGUAAACUCUGUCUUGCCAUGUGGGAAUCCACUAAAGUCCACCAUCCCCCGCUGGUGGUCCACGGCGCCUCUGGGGCGGGAAAGACGUCUCUGUUGUGCAAACUGGCACGAAUGCAUGGCAUCCUGGAGGCCAGGGCGCUGGUGGUGAUCAGGCUCCUGUCUGCGAGUUAUCCUCGCUGCCCUGAUAUCGACUGCAUCCUUCUCAGCAUCUGCUUCCAGAUCUCCUCAGCUUCUGGUUUGGCUCCGCCUUCUCCACUCAUCACCAACAGCCAUCAGGAGCUUGUCCAGUUUUUCCAGAAUCUUCUGGCGGAUGUCUCCCAGCACAACAUGUUGCUCAUCCUUGACUCGCUGGAUUGUCUGUCUGACAGACACCACGCCCACAAGCUCAGGUGGCUGCCCGUUGCCAUGCCGCCAAACGUCCACAUGGUGGUUUCCAUGGACACCAGCAGUGAGAUGUUGGUGGCCAUGCGGCUGAAGUUGGACGGCGUGGAUUCCUUCUUUGAGGUGGGACGCUUGUCGCGUGAUGAGGGCCAGCAGAUGGUGGACUCAUACCUGCAGGCUGUGCAGCGCACUCUAACCCCUGAGCAGAGUGGCGCCGUGCUGCAGCGCUUCGAGCACAGCGGCUGUCCGCUUCACCUCAAACUCAUGCUGUCCACCGCCAAACGCUGGGCGUCCUUCACCCCUCUGACAGAGCUGUGGCUUGGUGACAGCGCUCAGGAAGUGAUGUCACUGCUCUUAAGAAGGCUGGAGGAGAAGCACGGGAAGGAGGUGGUGGGCGGCUUAGGAUACAUCACUUUGACGAGGGAGGGAUUGCUGGAGGCGGAACUACGUGAUGUCAUGUCACUGGGAGAUGUCAUCAGGGAGAUAUACACGUACGCCUUCCCGCCCACACCCUCCUUGAUACGGCUGCCUCCGCUGCUCUGGUCUCGUCUGCGACGCGACCUGGAGGACCAUCUGGAGGAGCGCUGGGUGGGCGGAGCCGUCGCCAUCGUCUUUCAGAAUCGGCAUUUCUCUAAGGCAGUAGCGACUCGGUAUCUGACAUCAGAGCGGCGUGGGCGGUACCGGAGGAACCUGGCUGAGUACUUUCUGGGUCGCUGGUCUGGGAAGCUGAAGCCGGUCGCUCUGCCGGGUCUCUCGCUCCUUGUCUCUGACAGAAGGUUCACGCCAGAGCUUAAUAUCUGUUCAAAUGUCCCACCCCAGCCACUGUGGUUUGCUCCAGGAUUGGCUAAUGUGAGGAAGCUGCAGGAGCUGCCCUAUCACCUGCUGCACGCUGGCCUGUGGGAGGAGCUACGUCAGGAAGUCAUCGGCAGUGCAGAGUGGCUGUUCUGUAAGAGCCGCGUGCACGGCGUGUCCAGUGUAAUCCAGGACCUGGACCUGUGCUCCCAGUACAUGAACUGCACUGAGACCGGGUUAGUCCGAGAUGCUCUGGUGCUGCUCAAACGCCUGGACUUCCUGGACGGAGACGUGGAAAUGUUGCUCUUCUGCACAGAGUUGCUGGCCAGGCUCUCCCACUUAGCCACGCCCUUCCCCUCUGUGAUUGGCCGGCUCUGUAGCCACUGUGAGGACUGGUUACUCGCGCACACUGAGCCAAUCCUGAUCCCCAAAUGCAGUUUCCUGCAGCAGCCAGGCGGGGCGCUGCAGCACACACUGAGUGGACUAAACGGAGGUGUUCUCUGUCUGGACAUCAGCACAGAGGCAGAGCUUCUGAUCACAGGGUCAGACGAUGGCGUGGUGGCGGUCUGGAGCCUCGCCGACAUGCAGCUUACACACACUCUGCUGGGACACACCUCUGAGGUUCUGUCCAUCAAGCUGAUUGACAGCUCUGCUCACUGCCUCUCAUUGGCUGCUGAAGGGUCUCUCAGGGGGUGGAGCCUGCUCCAUGGAAAGCAGCUGUUCUGCAUUCAGGAGGCGGUGCCUGUUGAUGGUAUCACUUCCUCCGUUCACCUGCACCUGACCGAGGAGAGGUGCGUCUACGCCUACUCCACCACUCAGGUGGUGGUCUGGAGUCUGGACAGAACCGAGCUGCUCCUCAGACACAGCAGCGGUGCUGGGUCUGUGGUUCUGGGAGUUCUGGAUGACCGGGUGGUUUCGGUGUCCGGUUCCGGUCUGCUCCGGUUCUGGCAUCCUUUGAACAAUGUGCCUGCGGUUGAGACUCAGCUGGGAAAGACACCAAAACGGUUUGGCUUUGUGGCGUCUGUUAUUUUACCAAAACAGAAGAUGGUGUUUGUGGUUUCCAAAGACGGCGUCCUCCAUCAGAUUUCCAGCACAGGAAAACAAACGGCUGCGGAGUUCCCACUGCUUCCUUCUUUACUGUCAGUUUCUGCAGAUGAAAAAAUCAUGUUGGCAGGCAGCGAGAGAACUCUGAGUCUCUUUCAUACGGACAGAAACUCUGUGGACAGAUUCCUUGUCCUCCAUCACCAUGAUGACGUUUUGUCUGCCUGCGUCUCCUCGGACGCCCGGCUCCUCGCCUCCGGAGCCGCCGACCACCUUGUACGAAUCUGGUCGGUGACCACGGGAGCGCUGUUGCACACUCUGUGUGGUUCCGAUGCUCCUGUCUCCUCUGUGGUGCUGUAUGGAGGUUUCGUGGUCUCGGCCUCGACAGCCGCCGCCGGCAUCCAUGUGUGGAGCCUGAAGUACGACACCUGCCACAAACCCACAGGCCACAUCCCUGCAGGCUCCACCCAUGUUGCCAUCUCCAAGGACUGCGACCAGGUGUUCUACGUCCAGCAGCAGAACCAGACAGAGGUCAUCUGCUGGGACAGUGAAUCAGGCUCACCAUCGGACCUCUUCCCUCUGUCUGCUGAGGUGUGCUGCCUGGACGUGGCUCAGAGCAAACGGCUGCUGCUGUGCGGCCUGACGACCGGCACCGUCCUCAUCUACCCGUUAGCGCUGCCCCAGGAGACGCUCUGCAUCCCACCUCCGGAGGACCUGCCCCGCGUCUGCUGCCUGGCCGUCAGCCCGCUGGAGAAGCACAUGGCGGUGGCCUACGAUGACGCCGUGCGUCUGUUUGAGAUCACCUCCAGGGAUAACUUCCCCACGGUGGAGGGGCCUCUGGAGAGGUUCCCCCUGCCCCUCCUCCAGGGCCCACUGUCCUCCAUGGCGCUGCUGGCUGACCGCCGGGUGCUGUACGGGACGAGCUGCGGCGAGGUGACCCUCUGCGACUUCAGCGACGGCAGCAGCUCUACUCUGGAUCCUCACCGCAGCCGAGUCACCUGUGUGACAGCCAGCAGCCGGGGGACGCACGCCUUGGUGGGGUCCGAGGACGCUGUGCAGAGGCUGUGGGCUCUGAGGCCGGUGGCUCUGGACCACACCAUGGAGUACAAGGGGUUUUUCUUCGAGGGCGUCCUCUCCGCCUGCUUCUCUGACUGCGACCAGUUUGUCUUCACGGGAUGUCAGGACAGCACGGUGAAAGUCUGGGGCGUGGCCACAGGAAGCCUCCUGUACGUCCAGUACGUCUACUCCCCCGUGGUUCGAAUGUUGACUGACGGAAACGGGUUCAUGGGGUUGUCACAGCAGGGAUUCAUCAUCAAAGAGGCAUUCCACUGUCCGGAACAUGUCAGUCCAAACUACAACCCUCUCAAGAACAUCAAGGCUCAGUACCGGGUCACAUCCAGAGAAAAGGCACAGGAUUGUGGACAGAUGAUGGUGACAGACCUCCAGGACCUGGCCCAGUUCAACCCGAGCCAGCUUGGCACGCUGAAAUCCAAGUCCUCCUGCACGUGUCACAUUCUGUAGGACUCUUUUUUUAUAUUUAUUUAUUUGGUCUGUUCUUACUCUUAAUGCAUUUUUUCAAUAUCUUGUUUUUAUAUUGCUGUCAAAUGUCACUGUAUAGAUGUUAUAAAUGUUACAUGGGGUAUUUAGGGGUUAUUUGUUGCACUGGUUGCUCUUUUUAACUACGUAUGUGGAUGCUCCAGACGUAAUUUCGUUGUUCUUUGUGGCAGUGACAAUAAA
Messenger RNA from Thalassophryne amazonica, 4620 nucleotides. Its product is annotated as NACHT domain- and WD repeat-containing protein 1-like. Gene Ontology annotation, molecular function: protein binding. The record is from RefSeq and is a predicted model, not a curated record. Lineage: Eukaryota; Metazoa; Chordata; Actinopteri; Batrachoidiformes; Batrachoididae.